Schistosoma margrebowiei is the source of this 1948-nucleotide messenger RNA. The record is from the annotation of a GenBank genome assembly. Lineage: Eukaryota; Metazoa; Platyhelminthes; Trematoda; Strigeidida; Schistosomatidae.
GGUCAUCCAUAAGUUGCACUAAAAUGGCAACUAUUCGAGAGUCUUCGGUACGGGCUGGUUGAGAAUGAAAUCUACUGGUUUUACAGCCAAACAAGUUUGUGAUUCUCUAGUGGUUGUUGUUGGAGGUGCUGUAGUUUCUGGUGCUAUAUUCUUGUUAUAUCGACGAGAAAACAAGAAAGUAUAUUGCCAAAACGCCUCAGAUUUGCCAGUUGGGCUUCCAAAUCCUAGAAAUGUAUGCUAUUUCAAUGCAUUGAUGCAAGCAAUGGCAGCGAAUCCAAGUCUUGUUCGUCUCCUAAAACGCAGUGUCCACAUUAGGCCGGACAAAUUCAUGUAUAGAUUAUUGUGUUUAUUGGAGGGUUUGCAAUGUUCUUCUCAGUAUAUUGCAGAGAAUAACUUGGGUGGUUUACUAAAAAAGAAUCAUGAAGCGUUAAUUAAUGACAUAGUGAAUACACAAAAUUGGGCUAUUCAUGAACAGCAGGAUGCCCAUGAAUUAUUUGGUUUUAUCAUGGAACGUGCUUGUAGUCAAGAUAAUGAUUUUUCCAGCAAAACAUGUGCUAGAAAAAUAAGUAAUCUGUUCAAUUUUAAUCUUCCGCAUCAUAAACGAAUAGUUGUCUGUCGAUCUCAUUGUUCUGCUAUUGAAAGUGUAAAGUUUCGUGCAAUUUUAUGCGAUGCAUUUCCUACUCAUGUGUUUGAACAAAUUCUGGUGAGUAGCCGGGUAACAUGUAAUUAUUGCAACUAUCAUAGUAAAGUGGUCAUUCAACCGGAAGCUUGUUUAAAUAUAUUUUUAAGGAGUCCCAGCACUGUAAAGACAAAUGUGAAAGGAUUACAACAGUCAUAUGUCAAAACGUCUACAGAAGUGAUAGAUCUUAUUGAAUGUCUUGAUGCUCAGUUGGCAACUGUCGAACCUAUACCUGAUAUGAAGUGCCCUAGAUGUCAGAAAUCUUCGAAAUCAAAAUCCUGUUCAUUAAAUUAUUGUCAACGCGAACAAUGGAUAACACACACUCCUAAAUACCUAGUUUUGUACAUACAAAGAAGUGAUUGGUUAAACAUAGCUAGCUUAUCCACUGAAUCGAAUAAUAUUCGUCAGUUUGGUGGAAAUCCUUUUUCAACUACCAGAAUUGCUACAAAGCGUUCUGAACAUGUACAUAUUCCUGAGUUUUUAAAUAUGGCGCCUUAUUUGUUACCGUGUAGGAUUUUAAAGACUGGGGCUUUAUCUCAGCCUGUAAAUCCAUAUCAUGACAAACCCUCUGGUGGUGUACUUUCCAAUACUUCAGAAUUAUUAGGAAGGGACUGUCCGAAAUCAUACAUACUCCGUUCAGUUAUUGUUCAUGAAGGAGCAUUUCAUCAGUGUGGACAUUAUAUAACGUAUCGUAAAUGGCACACACCUGUAUUGCAUGUGCAACAAAAGUCGUAUUGGUUAGUUAAUAUUUUGUCAAGUUUGUACGAGUAUGUCUCAAACUAUUUUAAAGGAAUAUCAAACACACCUGAUGCCCAUAAUUCGCCAUGGAUACUGACUUCCGAUGCUCAUGUGAUACGUGUACCAUUCAAACACGUGGAAUCAAGUCCUGCUUAUUUGUUAUUUUACGAACGUUUACGUGGAUAUGAUGAUCAGCGAUUCGGAAUAAAAUCAGCGAUCAUUGCAAACGGCACCAACCAUCGUACACAGCAUAGCACUCCUGCGCUAUCACCAAUUGAAGAUACUGAUACGAGUCACUCGGAAAUAUACAGCGAAGAUGAGAGCGACUCAGAUGCUUCGAUUGACAAACAGGGUGUUUUUAGAAACUUAUCAAAAGCAGACAUCAUUAGAUCUUAUGCAUUAUAUACGUCAGCAUCUCAGAUGUAUGAUAAAUCAUGUGAUGUGUUCUACUUCCAUAGUAUUUUAUUUUCUACUUAUUUUACAGUUAAGUGGUGUAGUUUUUGAGAAACGAUGUCAGGAUGUAUUUUUAUU